Owenia fusiformis is the source of this 1006-nucleotide messenger RNA. NCBI's taxonomy places the organism in Eukaryota, Metazoa, Annelida, Polychaeta, Sabellida, Oweniidae. The record is from the annotation of a GenBank genome assembly.
GAGCCUUUUUUAUCCCUGGAUCGUGUGCGUCGUAAUGUAAAUUACAAACUAUGUAUGUGUUUUGGGUAAAAAACAGAUUACAUAACUCUCAUACGCAUUCGACAAUUAUCACCUUGUCUCGCAAAACUAUAAAAUGAGCAAGAAAAGCAAUCGUAUCAGAAAACAACUGGACGUUGAAUCUAAACAAGAACUUUCUACCAAUCUAUCCAUAUCUGGCUAAGAUCGACCAUGAAGGGGAGAAGCUCGAGUACCAAGAUGACGAGGACCGAUGGCAGUUCUACAGGCAAGUCCAAGCCUCUUAGGAUUGCGGUAAUGGGAGCAGCAGCGGUUGGCAAAACGUGCAUCGUAAACCGCUUCAUGAAUGACACCUUUAUCGAGAAACACGAGGCGACCGUUGAGGACUUUCAUCAGAAACAGUACAAAAUCAGCAAAAAUGACGUUCAGAUGAUGGAGAUUGUCGAUACGACAGGUAGCUACCAAUUCCCCGCGAUGAUGAGGCUUUCAAUGACCAUCAGCCAUGCGUUUAUUCUUGUCUUUUCCCUGGAUGACAGAAAAUCGUUCGAGGAAGUUAACAGACUGAGACAGGAAAUCCUCGAAGAACGAAGAAACAAACCCACUUAUAUUGUCAUUGUUGCAAACAAGUCCGACGUCCCUGAAUCUGAGAGGGAGGUUUGUUCUAUAACUGCUGACAUUAUCGCAACUGUUGAAUGGGGAUGUGACGUAUACAUUGAAACGACUGCUAAACACGAUGUCAAUAUCACUGCCUUAUUCAGUGAUAUAACCAAAAAACAUUACCUCCGAGAAAAUGAUCAAUCAGACAGUACAGAUAGCCAUAGAACAGACGCUCGUGGAGAGAGAAGAAAAUCAGUACCAUUGACUUUUAUAAAUUAUAAAUCGAAUGCUAAUUUAAGAAAAUCAAAAGCUAACACAAGUUGUACAAUUUCGUAAUGAUUUAUCUUAUAGAAAUGUGUUAAAAUGCUUUAAAUCAGUAAAAUAUAUAUAAAAC